AUGCCUCGCUCCUGCGCCUCCCCGAUCUCCACCCCCGCUGGCCUCCACUUCCCCCGCCACCACACGUCCGGCCUCCGGUUCCCUCCAAAGCUGGUCCACCCCGGCGGGGCCCUCGCGCCCCCUGCCCGCCCGCCUGCCCCCGCGCCCUACAUCCUCUUGGCAGCCAAAACCCAGGGGGAAUGUAGGGAGAGCACUCAAGCCCUCCUCCAGACUCUUGGGAGCCUAGGGAGCUUUUUGCAUCAAGGAGAACGAGGGGCGGGCGCGGCAGUCACCACAGAGAAUCAGGUCGUCUGGGCCCAGGCACUCCCUCCUGGAACUUCCGCGCAGAGGGCAGAACUCAUAGCACUCACGCAGGCUCUAAAAUUGGCAGAAGAAAUCUUCCCCCGUUAUGGAAUGCCUCAGGUACUGGGAACAGACAAUGGGCCCGCCUUCGUCUCCCAGGUAAGUCAGUCAGUGGCCACCUUGUUGGGGAUUGAUUGGAAAUUACAUUGUGCUUAUAGACCCCAAAGUUCAGGACAGGUAGAAAGGAUGAAUAGAACAAUCAAGGAGACUUUAACAAAAUUGUCGCUUGCAACUGGCACUAGAGACUGGGUCCUCCUACUCCCCCUAGCACUCUACCGCGCUCGUAAUACCCCUGGACCACAUGGGCUCACACCCUUUGAGAUCCUGUAUGGAGUACCUACUCCUAUCAUUAACUUUCUUGAUCAAGAUGUCUCAGAUUUUGCUAACUCCCCUUCUCUCCAAGCUCAUUUACAGGCCCUCCAACUAGUACAACGAGAGGUCUGGAAACCCCUUGCUCAAGCUUAUAAAGACCAGAGGGACCAUCCUGCCAUUCCCCAUUCCUACCAGAUCGGGAACACAGUCUGGGUUCGGUGUCACCAGACCAAGAACCUCGAACCCCGCUGGAAGGGACCCUACAUCGUUUUGCUUACCACUCCCACCGCACUCAAAGUAGACGGCAUGGCAGCUUGGAUACAUGCUUCCCAUGUAAAGCCAGCUCGACCCACUGAUUCAGCCACUGCAUCAGAAUGGACCGCGCACCACACUCAAAAUCCUUUGAAGAUAAGACUCUCUCGUACACCCUCCUGUUGA
Molecule: messenger RNA, 1092 nt
Organism: Cricetulus griseus (Chinese hamster)
Lineage: Eukaryota; Metazoa; Chordata; Mammalia; Rodentia; Cricetidae
Source: RefSeq, a predicted model, not a curated record